Gigantopelta aegis is the source of this 2334-nucleotide messenger RNA. RefSeq names its product MAM and LDL-receptor class A domain-containing protein 1-like. NCBI's taxonomy places the organism in Eukaryota, Metazoa, Mollusca, Gastropoda, Neomphalida, Peltospiridae. Gene Ontology annotation, cellular component: membrane. The coding region runs from base 30 to 323 and encodes 97 amino acids. The record is from RefSeq and is a predicted model, not a curated record. The transcript has 3 exons.
GAAACCUCAUCAGUAACUUCUUACACUUGAUGUCACCAGCAGAGUUCAGUUUUUGGUACCACAUGAAUGGUCCUGGAAUCGGAAGCUUGUCGGUAUUUAGCCAGUCUGUAGACGGAACACUGCAUGAACUUUGGUCCAAACAUGGACGUCAAGGAUCUAGUUGGCAUUUAGCCAAGAUAAUGCUGCAGCCCGGUCAAUAUAAGUUGGUGUUUUCCGCGAUUGCCAAACACCAUGUAGGCAGUAACAUUGCAAUCGAUGACGUUGUGCUGAACACAGAGGUCUCAAACGGAGUACCAAGCGACAACCCACCAAUAAUUGGCUAACCAAGAACAAGAACAGGAACAAGUUUAUUCAAUAUUAAGGCCACAGGCCCAAAAUACACCAAAACACUUCAUAUAUAUUUUGUCGUAUGCGAGAACAUCAUCAUUUAGCAUUCUUAUUGCACAUACCUGAUAUAAAAACAAUGACAAAUUGUACAGCAAUAGUUCAUUUGUAGAUGACAUCAGCUUCACAAAAAUAAUCGAAGGUGGUACAUGCGAAUAUUUAUUGAUAAAAUAAAAAAUAAACUUUUUCCUUAAGUUCGUAUACUUUUUACACUCAAAUAAUACAUGUAGAUGGUCUUCAAUAAAACAUCAUCAUUAUUUCUAUAAAAAAGGCACCCUCUUUGUUCAUAGGUUAUAUUGUUAGAUGUGCCAGUGUCUACAGCUAAUCCAAAAUUAUUGCAUUUAAACUUCGACAAGGCCCUUUUCAAAUGUACCGCAAAGUUAAGUUACAAGUACCGUUUGAUAUUCAAUAAAGAUUUAUACUGCUUGUAGUAAUAACAUGAGGCAGACAUAUUUAUAUCAGCUGACCAUUAUUGCUGUAAAUUGUCAUAAAGUCUCUGUUUAAACAAUGAGAUAAACAAAUCAUACAAAACCAAAACCAUAAUUAAAUAAAAUUUGUUUCACUUUUGUAACCCAAUAAAUGUACCCAGCAUCAUCUAAAGAUCUUAACACGGUAAUCUGAAAAGUGGUAGCUGAAUACGUUUACACCAGUAUUUGAUCACUCUUGUCAUAUAAAUAAGCUGAAGAUGGACCCUACCACACUCGCCCAACACAAUAUAAUUGUCUGCUGAUUUCUUAACCUUAAGCAGGUAUUUACAAAAUUUAAUUUGCACGACUUCAAUAAUUUUACAUCUGCUAGUACCCAUAUUUCUGAUCCGUAACAUAAAGUUAGGGUUAUCAUGGCAUCAAAUUAUUUAAAGCUAACCGCAAAAAAGUAUAUUUCCUGCUCUCCUGUGGUACCGGUAAAGUGUCGACAAAGAUUUGUUUGCCUGAGCAGAAAGACAGAGCUGAGCUUUAUUCGAAGAUAAUUUAAGAGUGAACAUAAUACCUAGAUACUUGUAAAAAGAAACUGCUUUAAUUUGAGAUCCCAUGUAAAACCACUUUUCAUAUGAUCGAAGGGGACCACCAUUUCUAAAUACCAUAACUUUAGUCUUAUCAAGAUUAAUUUUCAUUCCAGUAGCUCAGCAAAACUGUUCAAAAACUUUAAUAUUGGUUUGUAACUGAGAGCAUGUAUCAGCAAGCAUGGCAACAUUGUCUGCAAAUAUCAAAGUAUGCAUAUUCUCCAAAUUAGCUGAAAUUAAUACUCCGUGAUUACCAGUGUUUUGAAGAAUUUACUUAGUUUAUUCAUAAAAACUUGUUUUUAAAUUUGAGGACUAAGAGUAUAACCCUGACGUAUACCGAUAUUACACUUGAACUAUUCGGAGAGCCCAUUUAUUGUCUUUACCCAAUUUUCCUGAUAUGCCAACCUCAUUUAGAUUAUUUUAUAAAACAUCAUGCCGCACUGUGUCAAAUGCUUUUGAAAAAUCUACAAAUAAACAAUAAAAUCUUCCCUUACAUUUACACAUAUACUUCUCAAUAGCUGCAUGGAGAGUAAAUAUAUGGUCAAUAGUUGAGUAAGUAGCACGAAAGCCUGCUUGGUUUUCUUCAAUUAUUAAAUUUUCAUCACACCAGCCUCGAUACUGAUAAUUUAAAAUCGAUGCAAACAUCUUACUUUAAGAAUCAGUUAGUGAAAUUCCUGUAUAGUUAUUUGGCUCAUUUCGUGAUCCAGAUUUAAAAAUGGGGCAUAUUAUACCUCACCCCCCAACUACUGGAAUAUGUACCACAGUCAAAUAUGUUAUUAAAUAAAAUCUUUAAAAUUUGUGUCAGGUAUGAUUUAAUAUUUUUCAGGAAUUCGUUUGGCUAACCGGUGAUUACUGUUUAGAUUUAUCAUGUGUUUGUAAUGCAAUUUGAUGUGAUCUUAAAGAUUAUCUUGUAAUAUAGCACAUUAUGGUAUUAAAACUAAGAGAAACAA